AUGGACUGGAGCACCAAGGCGAUGCUGCAGGAGACCUUACGGUGCCUGCAAAAGACGGAGACGGACCUCGGGGUGAACCUCGACACCGUGCGCAAGCACGUGAGCGCGGCGAUAAUGGAGUUUGACAAAACCGUGGGAAGGUGCGAGCGGUGCAGAGGGCGGGGGGUGUGCAGGUGUGUUCUGUGCGGCGGCGUCGGAGAGCUGCAGUACCCCAAGCACCAGAAGUGCACCAGAUGCCUGGGGACCGCGCUGGAGCAGUGCGCGGAGUGCUGCGGAUACGGAAUAUCGUGA
Micromonas commoda is the source of this 291-nucleotide messenger RNA. RefSeq lists its product with no specific name. The transcript has a single exon. NCBI's taxonomy places the organism in Eukaryota, Viridiplantae, Chlorophyta, Mamiellophyceae, Mamiellales, Mamiellaceae. The record is from RefSeq and is a predicted model, not a curated record. Bases 1 to 291 code for a protein of 96 amino acids.